AUGAAGACCGGCAGAGAGCGUCGAAAGACGCCGUUCGCCUCCCACCACAGGAGCGGAGGACGUCUUUUGACGCUGUUCGCACUGAACGUGUUAAACGAUCGACAGAAGAGCAAAAUACAAGCACUAGACAUGAAAGAGCGGUGUUUCAACUGUCAAGCUUUAGGUCACACAGCUGGAAACUGUCAGAAGGAAAAAAUAUGUCCGUGUGGUAAUCCUCCACAUGAAGGUCCUUGCCCGGAGCCCAAAAAAUGCGUAAAUUGCGAAGGUCCACAUUCAGCAGCUUAUAUGAAUUGCCCAAAACUAAAAGCUGAAGCAGCAAUACAGAAAGUAAAGGUAAUGGAAAACAUAACAUAUGCAGAAGCAAAAAGAAAAGUAAAUAUAACCACUCCAAAACCUACUACGUCCUAUUCUGCUGCCGUCCAAAAGUCAUCAGAAAUGAACAUUCAGCAGAUCAUAUCGAGAAUAAUUCCUCAUAUCGAAACUGCAGUUAGAAACGCAAUCUCAUGUUCUACAUCUAAGUGCGACCAUUUUAAAGCCCCAUCAUCAGGGCUAAUCUUCCGUAGAGAUAGAUCUGAUUCUGUCUCUACAAAUUUAUCGGCAGCGUCCGAAAAAAGAAAAAACCAGGGGACUCCACUACAGAUGAUGAUUCAUCUGCUAUGGACCCCAACUCAAAUCCAACAAAAAAACGGGGCAGGCCUAAAAGGACUGCCCCUCAGCGAUUCUUUGAGCACCCUACACGCUAUGUCAAAUCGCUAUUCCCGUGAUCCGUUAAUCUUAGCAUGCCUUCAGACAUUAAAGGUGUUGAUGGAUGGCGACAAGAGGGUAGUCUUUAUAUGGGUACCAGGACACGUAGGUAUACUAGGAAAUGAACUGGCAGAUCAAUCUGCAAGGCAGGCUGCUGCCGCAACUGGAAUUGACUGUAAAAUAGUGAAAGCACCAGACUUGAAAAUGAAAAUUAGACAAUGCAUAACAGAAGCAUGGCAAAGACAGUGGAACAAUGAACUUACUCAGCUAAGAACAAUAAAACCUGAUGUACCAGAAGACACGACUGCACAGCCCCCACGCAAGGUACGUGUUACCCCCAUCGUUCUUCGUGAUGCUUCGAGAUGGCGAGGCGUAAAUCACAAGUUCAUUUCCUUGGGCAUCAAAUUCGAACGCGCGGUUGCCGUCGAUGCAGGAAUCAGGAUAAUUCCCAAGUCCGAGGAUGAUUACCGCAGGAUUAUUCGUCUCUUCAGGGAGGAAGAGGUGCCCCAUCACACUUUCCCUCUACCCUCCGAGAGGAACAUUCAUGCUGUAAUCAGAGGAGUACAUGCGACACUUUCGGAAAUUGAGAUCAAGGAAGAGUUGCAACAGAGGGGAUAUUCCCCCCUGCACAUAAUUCGCCUGAAACGCGGUGGCGGCGUGCCCAUGCCUUUGGUGGUAGUCAUACUGCCCAAGAUAGAAAAAUCUCAGCAGCUGUUCAACGAACACGAGCUGCUAGGUUUGGCUAUCCGAGUCGAAGUUCAAAAGAACUCAAGACUCAUCGGGCAGUGCCACCGCUGCCAAAAAUAUGGGCAUGCGCAAUCUUACUGCACUGCACCACCUAAAUGUCUAAAAUGUGCCUCUGACCACAUGACCCACUUAUGCCCUCAAACAGAACAAGAGGAACGAAAGUGCGCGAACUGUGGAGGGGGGCAUCCAGCGAAUAGCCGAACUUGCAGAUUUGCCCCUAAGAAAAAUCUGGAAGUGAUAGCGCAAAGGCGCAAUGUAAGUUACGCGGAUGCAGCUAGGGAUGCAACCCGGGCUGCCCCCUCUGUGGGAUCUUCUGCGAACACGCAAAAUGUGGACCUGGCAACCGCGCUAAGGUCCUUACAGCAGAUCAUAGGUCCUCUGAUUAGCGCAACACAGGCUUUGCAGGCGAUCUUUCCUGCAAAUGGCUAG
This is a messenger RNA of Acanthoscelides obtectus, 1920 nucleotides long. The record is from the annotation of a GenBank genome assembly. NCBI's taxonomy places the organism in Eukaryota, Metazoa, Arthropoda, Insecta, Coleoptera, Chrysomelidae.